Messenger RNA from Stegodyphus dumicola, 1584 nucleotides. It is a transcript of the gene ND-51, whose product is annotated as NADH dehydrogenase (ubiquinone) 51 kDa subunit. Gene Ontology annotation, molecular function: 4 iron, 4 sulfur cluster binding; NADH dehydrogenase (ubiquinone) activity; FMN binding. NCBI's taxonomy places the organism in Eukaryota, Metazoa, Arthropoda, Arachnida, Araneae, Eresidae. The record is from RefSeq and is a predicted model, not a curated record. Gene Ontology annotation, biological process: mitochondrial electron transport, NADH to ubiquinone. Gene Ontology annotation, cellular component: respiratory chain complex I.
CUAUAUCCGAUUUAUUAAUAUUUUGGCAUCAACAGACGAAUAGUACGAUGGCAUCUAGUGGCAGAGUUUUGGUGAAUUCUGUCCUUUGCAAAGGACAUUUUAAUCCAAGCCCUGUUUAUGCACUGGUGAGAUGGAACUCUGGAGAAGCACCUCAGAAGACAAAGUUUGGGCCAUUAAAAGAUCAGGACAGAAUCUUCACUAAUUUAUAUGGAAGGCAUGAUUGGAAACUUAAAGGUGCCCUUGCUAGGGGUGAUUGGUAUAAAACAAAGGAGAUAUUACUAAAAGGUGUUGACUGGAUACUAAAAGAAGUAAAAGACUCUGGAUUGCGUGGAAGGGGUGGUGCUGGCUUUCCCACUGGUAUGAAAUGGGGCUUCAUGAAUAAACCAAGUGAUGGGAGGCCAAAAUACCUUGUUGUUAAUGCUGAUGAAGGUGAACCAGGUACAUGUAAAGAUAGAGAAAUCAUGAGGCAUGAUCCUCAUAAACUAGUUGAAGGCUGUUUGGUUGCAGGAAGAGCUAUGGGAGCAAGGGCAGCCUAUAUUUAUAUUCGUGGUGAGUUUUAUAAUGAAGCAUCUAACAUGCAAGUUGCCAUUAAAGAAGCCUAUGAAGCUGGUCUUAUUGGAAAAAAUGCAUGUGGAUCAGGCUAUGAUUUUGAUGUUUUUGUCCAUCGUGGAGCUGGGGCUUAUAUUUGCGGUGAAGAAACAGCAUUAAUUGAAUCUUUAGAAGGGAAACAAGGUAAACCACGCUUGAAGCCUCCAUUUCCUGCUGAUGUAGGUGUUUUUGGUUGUCCAACGACAGUUGCAAAUGUUGAAACAGUAGCUGUUGCUCCUACAAUUUGUCGAAGAGGUGGAGCAUGGUUUGCUUCUUUUGGUCGACCUAGAAAUUCUGGGACAAAGCUCUUCAAUAUCUCAGGGCAUGUAAACUAUCCAUGUACAGUGGAAGAAGAAAUGUCAAUUCCUCUCAAAGAACUCAUUGAAAGACAUGCUGGUGGUGUUAUUGGAGGUUGGGAUAACUUAUUGGGAGUUAUUCCUGGAGGUUCUUCUACUCCCGUUAUUCCAAAAAAAGUAUGUGAAGAUGUGCUUAUGGAUUUUGAUGGAUUGGUUGCUGCACAAACUGCUUUGGGGACAGCAGCUGUAAUAGUAAUGAAUAAACAGACAGAUAUAAUUAAAGCCAUAGCUCGACUUAUAGAAUUUUACAAGCAUGAAAGUUGUGGACAGUGUACACCUUGUCGUGAAGGUGUUGGUUGGAUGUACAAAAUAAUGAAUCGUUUUGUUGAAGGUAGUGCUGAAGCGGAUGAAAUAAACAUGCUUUAUGAAAUAAGUAAACAAAUCGAAGGACAUACUAUUUGUGCUCUUGGUGAUGGUGCAGCAUGGCCUGUUCAAGGUUUGAUUCGCCACUUUAGGCCACUUAUUGAAGAACGCAUGAAGGAUUACGCAUCUUCAAACAAAAGAGCCAUCAAAGCUGCAGUUUAAUUGUUAUAUUUUCCUGUACAGAGUAUCAUUAUGUAAUAAAUAUAAUGCUACUUUCUUUAAUAAUUUAUGCAAAUGCCACAGAAAUAUAAAAAGUGUAUAAGUUUUUUAGACAAAA